CUGUAUCACUGUCUUCACUUUACAAAGGAAACCCUUUCUGAAUAAUUUGCCAUGUCUCUGAAAAUGUUUCAAAUUUUGGUGUCUGCUCUGCUGUUUACAGCUUCUGUUUCAAGUGUCCUUGGAGCACCCUUUCAGACAGAAGAUUCAGCAAAUCAAUUCAUACGACUCAAACGACAUAUUCCGUAUUCUCCGAGCUACUGGGACUCCAGCAGCAGCCAGAACACGUGGGGAUCCACUGUGGCUGAACAGAUAAGUGAAUCAUGGGCAGCUUUGAGAGAAACAGCACAAUACUACAUGGACUUGGACCCUUUUGCCUUCAAUCCCUCUGUAGCUGUGUAUGAUGGAGYUUCUCAACAGAGCAUUUCAUAGACUCGGAGCAUAUGUGUACCCAACAACAACAUCAGUUCUUACAUGGAGYUGCUACAGCAGUCUGGGACUCACCUCCAGCAACAAGCUAUUAAAUUCUGCACGACUUCUAUUAAGCCAUGUUAAGAUAUGRCAUGUUAUGUAUUUGCCAUUAUGUAUUUGAUAAGAUGACUUUAUCUCAUCACACUUGAGUCUAAACCCAAAAUUAAUACCCUGACUCUCUGCAUAAAUACUGCAUAUUUUACAUUCAUCAAUAGAACUGAGAUGUAGGAUGUGGUAAAUUGAGUAAGAAGCUGAGGAAAAACAACCACGAACUUUCAGCAUGUUGGGUUUUAAAACACCUAGUGUUUUCAAGUAAAACACUUUUUGACUAAACAAUGGUUUUGAGAUUUACAUUCCUGCUUCUGUGACUGAAGAACACAUUUUUUUUUUUGUAGUAUUUUCCUUUAGCCACAUUUUUGAGAGGCAAGUAAGAAAUGAAAAUCAGUCUCUUUAGGUGGGUGAGAGAAGUAGAACACUUUURUUCAGGUGUAGUUCUGUAGUGCUUUUCCAUGUUUUCAAGGACAAGUAGCAGGUGCUGUUGUACACAUCCAUUCAUGUCUAUGUUUUUCUUUUCUCAUUUGAAUUUCUGUACUGGUCUUGAAUGCCAAAACCAACUGAACCCACAGCUACUCCUGUGAGUUACUUUUCCUUACUUCACAGACCUAGGAAAUGUUGGAAAAACUCAUGGCUCCUUUUCUAAAAUAAAAUGGUGGUGACAAAUGCU
Malurus melanocephalus (red-backed fairy wren) is the source of this 1132-nucleotide messenger RNA. RefSeq names its product chromosome unknown C3orf85 homolog (gene CUNH3orf85). The coding region runs from base 52 to 369 and encodes 105 amino acids. The record is from RefSeq and is a predicted model, not a curated record. NCBI's taxonomy places the organism in Eukaryota, Metazoa, Chordata, Aves, Passeriformes, Maluridae. The transcript has 4 exons.